Lolium rigidum is the source of this 2223-nucleotide messenger RNA. Its product is annotated as wall-associated receptor kinase 2-like. Gene Ontology annotation, molecular function: ATP binding; polysaccharide binding; protein serine/threonine kinase activity. The transcript has 3 exons. The record is from RefSeq and is a predicted model, not a curated record. Gene Ontology annotation, cellular component: plasma membrane. NCBI's taxonomy places the organism in Eukaryota, Viridiplantae, Streptophyta, Magnoliopsida, Poales, Poaceae. Gene Ontology annotation, biological process: protein phosphorylation; cell surface receptor signaling pathway. Bases 1 to 2223 code for a protein of 740 amino acids.
AUGACCCCCACCCCCUCCUUUUCGCGUGCUGCCAUUGACGACCUUUCGAGGUGGUCUCCAAAUUAUAGGCCAAAAUCAAUGGAUUCCACGAAGGGAACUCAAAGGAAACAAAGGGAUAUCAUGGGGGAUGAGCUAGAUGUGCCACCGAUGGGGCUCCAGCCAGUCGGAUUCCUCAUGGGCGAGCCUGCUCUAGCCAAAUCACCGGCAUUCUUGCUGUUGGCGCUGCUUCUUGCGGCCACCGGCGAUAGCCUCACCGUGAGGCCAGACUGCCAGGAGAGCUGCGGCGGUGUCGACAUCCCCUACCCGUUCGGCAUCGGCACGGACUGCUUCCAUCCGGGCUUCGAGAUCACCUGCCUCAACAACACGAUGCCGGUUCUGCCGGCGUCCACCGGGGUUACACAGGUGCUGGAGCUGUUGGUGAUGCCGCGGCCGGAGGCCCGGGUGAUGCUGCCCGUGGCGUGGAUGUGCUACAACUCCGCCGGCAACGCCACCGGGUCCAUGGAAGGCGGAGUGAACUUCAACACAGACAACGUCUACCGCAUCUCCAACACCCACAACGAGCUCGUCGUCCUCGGCUGCAACACCUUCGCCUACACCAUGAGCUGGUGCACGGCCCACUGCGACGACGCCCUGAUCGCCGAGUACACCUUCUACAGCGGGUGCACCACCUAUUGCAACGACUCCCGGAGUGCGCGGGACGGAGCCUGCGCCGGCAUCGGCUGCUGCCACAUCGACAUCCCACCGGGCAUCGGCGAUAACUUGAUGAAAUUCGAAACCUGGUCGCGCAAGGACUUCAGCCCCUGCGACUACGCCUUCAUUGUGGAGAAGGGCAGCUACACCUUCCGGGCUGCCGACCUUCACAUGAACAACCAGACCAGCAUGCCGCUGCGGCUGGACUGGGCCAUCCGGGACAGCAACAUCAACUCCACCGCCUCCCUCUCCUGCGCCCAGCUCUCCCAGGCCAACAGCAGCAGCGCCUGCGUCAGCGACCACAGCGAGUGCGUCGACUCCACCAAUGGCCCCGGAUACGUCUGCAACUGCACAAAGGGCUACGAGGGGAACCCAUACCUUCCCCACGGAUGCACAAGCAUCAGUCUUGGUAUAUCCUUGUUAGUGGUUGCUCUACUUUUAGUACUCAUAGUGGUCCAAAAGAAAAAACUGGAUAAAUUAUUUGAAAAGAAUGGAGGCAGAAUACUUCAAAAUGUGAAAGGCCUAACAAUUUUUUCAAAGGAGGGAUUGAAGAAAAUAACAAAAAAUAAUUCAGAGCUUCUUGGUAACGGAAGCUUCGGCAAAGUCUACAAAGGAAUUCUUCCUGAUAAUACCAUGGUGGCAGUUAAGGCCUCUAUCAAAGUAAAUGAAGCUACAAAAAAAGAAUUCGCUGAAGAACUGAAGAUCCAUUCACAUAUGAUCCACAAGAACAUUCUCAAGCUCAUUGGUUGCUGCCUGGAGGUGGAUGUUCCAAUGUUAGUGUACGAGUUUGCAGCUAAUGGGAGCCUCGAAGACAUUCUCCAUGGCAAUAAAAAACAAAAACUUUCCUUGGACUUACGUUUGGACAUAGCAAUUGGGUCUGCAGAAGGGUUGAGGUACAUGCACCUAUACACAAUUCAAGCCAUACGACAUGGUGAUAUCAAACCAGAUAAUAUACUUCUUGAUGACAAUCUAACACCAAAAAUCUCUGAUUUUGGGUUGUCAAUGCUCCUUAAAGAAGAAUAUUUUGCCAAAAAGGUGGUUGGAUGCAUGGGUUACAUUGACCCAGUGUUCAUGAAAACUGGGCUCUUAACACAGAAGAGUGAUGUUUAUAGCUUCGGAGCAGUUCUGUUGGAACUCAUUACCGGAAAGAAAAAUGUAUAUGAUAAGAACCAUAGCCUCAUCAUUGAUUUUUGCAAACUUUAUGAGCAAGAAGAGACAGGUAGGGAAAUGUUCGAUAAGGAGAUUGCAGCGACCGACGAAGAUAUCUUCAUCCUAGAAGAAAUUGGCAAGUUGGCGGUCGAAUGUCUAAAAGAAGAUAUAGAAGAUCGACCCGAUAUGACAGAGGUAGGAGAACGACUUGUGAUGCUUAGGAGAGAAAGAAAGGUUCAAAAAAUACCAAAUAGAAGUCCUAGCCUCUUUGAGUAUAUCAAUAUGGAUGAUUCUGCUAACAAUACUAACAUAAGUGGAACUAGCAAAGCUACAUGUUCGGUGCAUUCCACUUCAACAAGCAAAGAUUUCGAUGCUAGUCCAUAG